AUAGAAAAGGAUGAAUUAUUCAGUAGUCUGUUUACUGUUUGUAUUAGGGUGUUUGGCGAACUAAAGCUGUGUAAAUGUUCGAUCGUGUUAAAGCCUGCAGUCGCGGGUCAACUUUGUAAGUACCCGUAUCUUGUAAACAAAAUCUUUUGUCAGACAUACAACGUGCCAUGAUUGUAUGCAAGUGGAGAGUGUUAAGUUACUUCGGCACGAUCAAAUAACAAAAUGAGUGAUACAUUUUACUGAAUGUUAAUACUGAACGACUGGUCCACUUUUACUCUGGAAUGGUUUUGUUGUUAUGGAAGACUAAUUCCUGCUGUAGACGAUUAAAAUUGGAUUAAUAAAAGACGGAUUAACAAAGCACAUAUAUUGAUCGCAUGAUAUUGAAAGCAUGCAAAGCGCGUUGUUUUAAAUAGCCCCAAGUUUAUGGUGCACAUUUUAGUGAACUAUUCAUUUCAUUGGAGAUCUUUUUUUUUAUCUGCCGAACACAUGUGCUCUUUUUGAUACUUUUGCAAGAGACAGGAAAACAAGAAAAUAAACAUGGAUUUUUCAAAAUUCCGCCAAAGUGGGGACCUUUCUGAUCUUACGGUGACAGUAGAUGAGCAAGUUUUUAAGCUCCACAAAUUUCCGCUUUAUGCAAAAUCGGAGUACUUUUGCAAGCUUGCACAUAGUGCUGACGUCAAGAAAGUGGAAUUAGUUGGCUUUCCUGGGGGACCGGAAAUAUUCAGCAUCGUGGCUGACUUCUGCUACAACAUGAAGAUAGACCUUACCAAAAACAAUAUUGUGCAAGUUCGAUGCGCUGCAGAAUUCUUACAGAUGAAAGGUGAAGGCAAUUUGAUUGAUAUGGCUGAGAAAUUUUUCAAUGACACUAUCACGUCGACUAAAAUGAGUCGUUCUACGUCAUGUAUUGCGUCACUUCUUUUGUACGCAUCCGCAGUAGGAGAAUUAGCAAACGUUUCCGGUAUUGUUAAUGUCUGUUGCGAAGCUCUUAUUGAAUGCUGGCUAAAACCGCCAACAAAAUUUAAUUCACCGACAAAUAUUCUGAAGCAAUCGUCAGAACGACGCGAAGAUAAGACAAUCAUAGCUUUGUUGAGUCUUCCUUUGGACUGGUUCAUGAAGCUGGUCAUAGGAGCGCGUGACCGAGGAGUCCAGUCGACUUUGCUAGCAGAACUCUCUACGUCAUAUAUUUCAGUACUGAUCGAUCGCGAGGAAUCUGAUGAGAAAGGAGUUCAAAACACUGAAUCAGGGGAAGGCCCAGCCAAAUCCCCUCGUGGGAAAUCACCAAAGAAGAUAGAGAUAUCCAAAGCUCUGGACAAUAUCAUUACCGUCUUACCUGAAGAAUCUUUGUACAGUGAUGUUAUAACGAUUGAUUGGUUAACGAAGGUGAUAAGAGUUGCGACGUCACAUAAUUGCAAAUGUCGAAAACUUCUAGUCAAAUCUGCUGGAGAAUUAUUGAGUAAACUCUCUGCAGAAGAUCUCUGCAUUAUAUCGCCAUCUUUAUUACGAGAUAUAGUCCAAGAAUCGUGCAGUUCAGAAAAUGGUCAAAUUGAAAAGGCAUGUCGUAUAGUUGAUACGUACAUGUCUGAAAUGGUCCGAAAAGGGGUUCUCACAGCAGAAACGUUUAAACUGCUAGCAACUGUAGUGCCAAAGGAUGCUCGAAGCAAUCAUGAUCAAAUGUACAACAUACUGGAGUACGUUUUAACGACAGAAAGGGAAAAUUUAUCCCAGGAGCAACGACAGGAGCUUAUUGAAACUGUUAAUUUUACCCUCCUCAACGAGGAGACGCUUCAAAGUGCGCUGUCAUCGUCUGUGGUACCUGCAACCUAUGUGGCUAAAGGUGCCAUUGCUUUGUGCACCAGACUACGGACAGAUUUAGAAACAGCCCGAGCAACCUUGCAGCGCCAGGAUGACGAAAUCAAACGCCUUAAGACGGUCGUCAAACGUGGGAAGACAUUGGGUACGCCAAUUAUGACCAGCUCGACGUCUAGUCUGAGAGACACUUCCUUUGGCAGCGUCAACGGAGGUCGAGACCCUGAGCUAGAGUUACUAGAAUUACCAACGAAGGACCAAAAUGCCGACGUGAACACUGCCUACUGCACGAGCGAGGUCCUGUCGGCAGUCCGGAACAAGCUGGCAGCUUCCGCUUCCUCGCCGUACAACACCUUCCGGCCUCUCUCGCAGGAACACGACAUCAGUUACGAGGAAGAGUUAGAGUACAAACACGAUAGGGCCAUCAGACCUCUAGAACACUCCAGAACCAAAAGCAAACCCGUGUACGGGGCCAGUUAUAGGACUUACUCUGCUUAUACACACCGGUAUUAAAAUAAACAGGAUCCUUCGUUUCUUGAAAUGUCAUACGAUUCAAAAUAAUAUAUUAUGUAUAAAACAAUUUGGUAAAUUUAUAUACAUAUAUUUAUUGGGUCAUUUGGGGGUGUUUUACUUUUGAAUGACUAAAGGACCAUGUCUCGACUUCAUCGAUCUCUAAAAAUGUAUUGCUUUGGAAUAAAAUGUUUAUAAGAAUGUGUGAAAGUCUUCAAAAGCAAUUCACAUUAGCUAUGGCAUGUAAUGUAUGCACACGUUCUGUAUGGUAGAAAAUCUAUGGUUUACUAUAUAGAAUUGAUUGUAAAUCUUAAAGGGAAUAAAUAAGAUGUAUGUGCUAUUUUUGAAUUUUUAUAUUUAUGUAUUUUAUA
Saccostrea echinata is the source of this 2687-nucleotide messenger RNA. RefSeq lists its product as uncharacterized. The record is from RefSeq and is a predicted model, not a curated record. The coding region runs from base 538 to 2319 and encodes 593 amino acids. Gene Ontology annotation, molecular function: protein binding. Lineage: Eukaryota; Metazoa; Mollusca; Bivalvia; Ostreida; Ostreidae. The transcript has 3 exons.